UCAGGUGACUUCUGUGAUGUGAACCAUUGUCAGAAUGGGGGCACCUGCCUUACUGGGAUUAAUGAAACCCCCUUCUUCUGCAUCUGCCCCGAGGGCUACGUUGGGAUUGACUGCAAUGAGACAGAGAAAGGCCCGUGCCACCCCAAUCCUUGCCACAACAAUGGCGAGUGCCAGCUGGUCCCGAACCGGGGGGAUGUUUUCACCGACUACAUCUGCAAGUGCCCUGCAGGGUACGAUGGGGUGCACUGCCAGAACAACAAGAACGAGUGCUACUCCCAGCCUUGCAAAAAUGGAGGCACCUGCCUGGACCUGGAUGGUGACUACACCUGCAAGUGUCCUUCUCCGUUCUUGGGGAAGACCUGCCAAGUCCGCUGUGCUGUUCUCCUGGGAAUGGAGGGAGGAGCCAUCUCCGAUGCCCAGCUCUCCGCAUCCUCUGUCUACUAUGGCUUCCUUGGCCUCCAGCGGUGGGGCCGGGACCCCCCCCGCCUCAACAACCAUGGCAUUGUCAAUGCCUGGACCUCCAGCAACUACGACAAGAACCCCUGGAUCCAGGCCAACCUGCUGCGGAAGAUGCGGCUGAGCGGGGUCAUCACGCAGGGCGCGCGCCGCGUGGGCCAGCAGGAGUACGUCCGGGCCUACAGGGUGGCCUACAGCCUGGACGGGCGGGAGUUCACCUUCUUCAAGGACGAGAAGCAGAAUGCAGACAAGGUUUUCCAGGGGAACACAGACUAUGGCACCAUGCAGACCAACAUGUUCAACCCUCCCAUCACGGCCCAGUUCAUCCGCAUCUACCCGGUGAUGUGCCGCCGUGCCUGCACCCUGCGCUUUGAGCUGAUCGGCUGUGAGAUGAACGUCUAUUUCAACACGGCAGGUUGCUCGGAGCCUCUGGGCAUGAAAUCCCGCCUGAUCUCCGACCAGCAGAUCACAGCCUCCAGCGUCUUCAAGACCUGGGGCAUCGACGCCUUUACCUGGCACCCCCAUUAUGCUCGGCUGGACAAGACGGGCAAAACCAACGCCUGGACGGCACUCCACAACGGCCAGGACGAGUGGCUGCAGAUCGACCUCCGGGACCAGAAGAAGGUGACGGGCAUCAUCACACAAGGAGCCCGUGACUUUGGGCACAUCCAAUAUGUGGCAGCCUACAAGGUGGCCUACAGUGACAAUGGCACGUCCUGGACCCUCUACCGGGAUGGCCAGACGAACAGCACCAAGAUCUUCCACGGUAACAGUGACAACUACUCACACAAGAAGAACGUGUUUGACGUGCCCUUCUACGCCCGCUUCGUCCGCAUCCUGCCCGUGGCCUGGCACAACCGCAUCACCCUGCGCGUGGAGCUGCUGGGCUGCGACGAGUAGGAGCCUGGGGAGG
Molecule: messenger RNA, 1369 nt
Organism: Merops nubicus (carmine bee-eater)
Lineage: Eukaryota; Metazoa; Chordata; Aves; Coraciiformes; Meropidae
Product: lactadherin-like
Exons: 9
Molecular function (GO): calcium ion binding
Source: RefSeq, a predicted model, not a curated record